Messenger RNA from Geodia barretti, 3175 nucleotides. NCBI's taxonomy places the organism in Eukaryota, Metazoa, Porifera, Demospongiae, Tetractinellida, Geodiidae. The record is from the annotation of a GenBank genome assembly.
AAAAGAAUGGCUGCUCAACGACAGUGCAAAGUUCUAAACGUGGCGGAGAAGAACGACGCAGCUAGGGAGCUGUCCAAGGUCAUGUCGAGGGGGAGAUUCAACAGGAGAGAGGGAUUUUCAAAGUUCAAUAAAAUCUACGAGUUCGACUUCAACAUUCUCGGCAAGGAGUGCAAGAUGGUAAUGACUUCUGUUUCAGGACAUCUUCUCUCUCUUGACUUUGCACCUGCCUACAAAAACUGGAAGAGCUGUAGGCCGGGUUCUCUGUUCACAGCAGAAAUAAAGAGGUUCUGUCCUGAAAAUUUCACUCCUAUCAAGAGGACGCUGGAGAAGGAGAUCCGCGGUUGUCAGCACCUGGUUCUGUGGACCGACGGAGACAGAGAAGGAGAGAACAUUGCCGAGGAAAUCGUACACGUCUGCACACAAGUUAAGAAGACGGUGCAGAUCCACAGAGCAAGGUUCUCAGAGAUCACUCCACAGUCAAUCAUGCGUGCAUGUGCCUCACUCGGUCGACUGAAUCAGAACGUCUCAGAUGCUGUCAAAGUCCGCCAGGAGGUAGACCUCAGAAUUGGGUGUGCGUUCACGAGGUUCCAGACCAUGAGGCUGAAACAGGUCUUCUCGAGUGUCCUGAGUGAUCAGCUCAUCAGCUAUGGACCCUGCCAGUUCCCCACUCUUGGGUUUGUGGUGGAGAGGUACAAACAGGUGCAGGCGUUCAUUCCAGAGUCGUUCCACAAGAUCAAGGUGGUUCACGAGACAACUGAGGGCAGGGUCGAGUUCAACUGGAAGAGAGUUAGGGUGUUCAACCACACCGUGUGCCUGAUUCUCUACCAGAUGUGUUUAGAAUCUCCGCUGGCCCGUGUGACAGGUAUUCACAGCAGACAGCGGAGCAAGUGGAGACCUCUCCCGCUAGACACUGUGGAGUUGGAGAAGACAGGCCUCCCGUAAGAUGAGGAUCAAUGCCAAAGAGACUAUGAGAAUAGCAGAGAAGCUCUACACUCAAGGGUUCAUCAGUUAUCCUCGUACUGAGACCAACAUGUUCCCGGAGUCCUUUGACCUGACUGCCAUCGUCAGAGAUCAGACUCCUCAUCCCAACUGGGGAGGGUUUGCUAGUCAGUUGCUGGCCAGGGGAGUGACUCCUCGCCAGGGCAACAAGACUGACAACGCCCACCCUCCCAUCCACCCCACCAAAUACACCAACUCCCUACAGGGAAAUGAGCAGAGGAUCUACGAGUACGUGGUGCGUCAUUUCCUGGCCUGCUGCUCCCAGAACGCCGAGGGUCACGAGACCAGCGUGGAGAUAGAGGUGGCUGGGGAGGGCUUCUCUGCCCAGGGACUGGCCAUCACUGCCAGGAACUAUCUUGACGUGUUCCCUUAUGACAAGUGGUCUGAUAAGACGAUGCCAGUAUACCAAGAGAACAGCACCUUCCAACCAUCCUCCAUUGAGGUAGAGCAACUACUCAGCAUUUUGCACAUGUUGUGAAUUUUAAGUAUCGUAUAUAGUUGAUAGGCAUGUAAACUGCACAGCUCAUACCUUCACAUGAACAAAGAAGGAAGAGAUGGGGUGCUUCUACGGGCUUCAUGACCUACACAUGUGUAGAUAGUGCAUAAGCACACUUGCUCGCGUAUCCACAAUGGCCAAUGUUCAUACGGAUCAUUAUACAUACGUAGUGAAUGUGGUGUACCAGACUCAUAGUGUCGGUAUAUAUAUAUAUACAGAAUGUCCAAUGUAUUAGAUGGUGGAAGGGGAGACGAGUCCUCCGUCACUCCUGCAAGAGGCAGACCUCAUUGCACUCAUGGAGAAACAUGGCAUUGGUACUGAUGCGACUCACGCGGAGCACAUCGAGACCAUAAAGAACAGGAACUAUGUGGGAGUCCAGAGUGACGGACACUUUGUACCGGGAGAACUUGGCAUGGGGCUGGUGGAAGGUCAGGCAGAGGUCUAGACUAGCCCUUCAAUAUAGUAUGGUGACAGUAGAAUUGUACCAGUUGGUGAUUUUCCAUUUUACUAGUUCAGAAGUCAAGUGUUGGCAAGACUGUACAGGUUUAGGUCUAAAUUGAGGGUUUUGUAGCUAUUUUUCGUGGGACUGCGAAUUUAACCACUUACCAUUAAAAUAUGUGUGUGCUGUACAUUGCUGUAGGGUAUGAUGCCAUGGGGUAUGAGCUGGCAAAGCCCAGACUCAGAGCCGAGCUGGAAAACGACCUGAAACUAUUGGAUGAAGCACUAUCAAAGUAUUUCGGCCCUCCACAGCAAGUCACACAACAAGUGCGGACCGCCUCCAGUACACUGUCUGGAGCUACGGUUCAGACCGGGCUCCGUGCCUCCUGCGUGCCACGAGAGAUGACAGCAUGCACCACAUGUCAUCUCACUCUCCUGCACGACCUCCAGUUCCCCUCCAUCAGAGUCACUCAGAACAACGCUUCCUCCUCGACCACCACCGGGUCGUCUUCUGGUGGGCGUGGGAGAAGGCAAAGGGGUGGAGUUUCACCCCAGCCAAGGGACGAGGGGAAGAGGUGGUGGGUGGUGGUGGUGGUGAGAGGAGAAGACAGGGAGGACGGGGGAGGGGGGAUGGUGGUGGGAAUGGUGAUGAGUGGAGAGGUGGAGGAGGAGGGGGAAGAGUGUCUUUUAGUUACUCAUCAACUGCAUUCACCUCCUCUCAACCAGAUUCAGAGCCGUCAAUUUCACAAGUGCAGCAAGCGAGGAGAUGGCGGCUGUAACUUCUUUCUCUGGAUGGACCAAGACCCACACCCUGCUCCCCUCUCCUCCUCUCUCCCUCCUCCUCCCUCUCCCUCUCCCUCUUCCUCUGUCCACACCUCUGGAUACGGCUCCAUGAAUACCAGUUGCUCUGGGUCAUCUCGUUCAGGACCUGGAUUUCUCUCUGCGCCCAAACGAGGUUCAGGGAGGGGCAGGAGAGGGAGAGGAGGAGGGAGAGGGACAGCUGCUACUAGUGGAGGUGGUGCUGGAAUGGGUGUGGUGUGUAACUGCGGCCAAGAUGCUGUCAUGCGGACGGUGCAGAAAGAAGGGCCCAACAAAGGACGACAGUUCUGCACCUGCUCCAAACCCAGGGAAGACCAGUGCGGCUUCUUCGAAUGGGCUGACGAUGUCCCUACCUCAAACAUCACUCCUGGUCUGUUCUUCUAUCUAGUCUAUAAGAAAAAUAUGGUUUGGUAGAUUUGUAGA